Molecule: messenger RNA, 1539 nt
Organism: Peronospora belbahrii
Lineage: Eukaryota; Oomycota; Peronosporomycetes; Peronosporales; Peronosporaceae
Source: the annotation of a GenBank genome assembly
AUGCAAGCUGAGGAGAAUCCACAGCGCUGGGCUGGUGCAGAGCUUCUAGUAUGUGCUGUAAUCCAACUAUUGCUUGUAAAUGUAGCCUACCGUAUUGAUCGUAUGAAAAAAGCACCACUUCUAUCCACAUCGUCCUGGGCCAUUUUCUGUGGUCUAUUAAGUGGUGGUUUACUCACUCUCAUAUCAAAAGCGCAUGUACACGAUGCAGGAUUAAACCCGCAGAUUUUAUUCUUAGGCCUCCUACCACCAAUCAUCCUCGACGCGGGUUUUAACACACAGCGCAAAGGGUUUUUUGACAAUUUCUUUGCUAUUUUACUGCUUGCAAUUGUUGGCACGUUGUUGGCGACGCUUGCUACCGGUGGUAUCUUGUUCUGGCUCGGUAACUUGGGUAUUAUCACGCAAUUGACGUUGGUUGAGGCUUUUCUCUUUGGAUCUCUUAUCUCUGCUAUCGAUCCAGUGGCUACAUUGGUUGUAUUCAAGAAAUGCAAAGCACCUUCCAUGCUAUUUAACCUCUUGUUUGGAGAAAGUGUGCUGAAUGAUGCAGUAGCUAUUGUCAUGUUUACGUUAUUUCAAAAGCUGGUUGAAAGUGGCAAUUCGGACAUUAAUUUACAUGUAGCCAUGUUCAUGGUGUUUAAACUGCUGAGUAUUGGCAUUGGUUCGGUCGCUCUAUCUGGAGCCAUAUGCUACUCGUCUGCCUACUUCUUACGCCAUUCGGAUCCAGCUUUGCGGCAACACUCAAUAUACGAGAUGUCAAUUAUUCUGCUUACCUGCUACGCCAGCUAUUUAGCGGCUGAUCUAUUUGAGCUCAGUGGACUACUGGCAGUGUUUUUUAGUGGCGUUUUUAUCCGACACUACCACAUGUACAGCAUUUCAAAGGCCAGUGCGUUCGCUUUCAAACAGUUGCUUUCGACAAUGUCGUUUUUGGCCGAAAACUUCAUCUACUUGUAUCUUGGACUAAGUGUCUUUGCAUACCGAGAUUCGCUUGUUUGGGAAUGGAGCUUUAUUUUUGCAAACUUUGGUGCGUGUCUUAUGGCAAGAGCACUUAGCACAUUCCCUUUAUGUUUUCUGGCCAACUGCAAACGUUCAGAGCAACAAAAAAUUCCAUUCAAGUAUAUGAUCGUCAUGUGGUUUUCGGGGCUGCGUGGUGCCAUUGCCUUUGCGCUGGUGCUUAAUGUGUCGACGGCCAACCCUGUCCACGCGGCAAUUCUCAAGAGCUCAACACUUUUCCUGGUGCUAUUUACGACUGUCUUCUUCGGCAUGGCCACAGGGCCACUACUACGUGUGCUAGAUCUCACGGGAGGUUCUCGGCCUGGACGGCAAGUGACUGUCAGCGAAGACGUUUACACCGCCGAGAGUACCGAGAAACAGCCGCUCUUGAGACCGUCACUCUCCCCAUCCCGGUCUUGGAGUGUACAUAGCAGAUGGGUUGAGCUCGACGAGAAGUACCUCAAACCUGUCUUUGGUGGUAAGCCUCGUCCAAGAAACGACACCAACCAAGCGACGCACUCGCCGACUGAGACUGAGCCAAGUGCAAUUUAA